Messenger RNA from Pyricularia oryzae 70-15, 1172 nucleotides. Its product is annotated as thymidylate kinase. Gene Ontology annotation, cellular component: cytoplasm; cytosol; nucleus. Gene Ontology annotation, biological process: dUDP biosynthetic process; dTDP biosynthetic process; dTTP biosynthetic process. The record is from RefSeq and is a predicted model, not a curated record. The coding region runs from base 273 to 995 and encodes 240 amino acids. The transcript is spliced from 3 exons. Lineage: Eukaryota; Fungi; Ascomycota; Sordariomycetes; Magnaporthales; Pyriculariaceae. Gene Ontology annotation, molecular function: dTMP kinase activity; ATP binding.
GCUGUAGGAUGCACGCGUUGGUUCUCUUACAAAGUAUUUCAAGUGUGUCACUCGACGAGUCUAGUGUCUAUCACUUUCGUGAAACAUCAUCCCUUUUUCAAAUAACUGAAGCUCGAAGAAACAGUCUGACAUUUUCAUUUCACAACUCGUCAAUCCACAUUCCCGGUCAUCAACUACUAUACCUCCUCCAACUUUUGGCUUGACAUACAUUUGUCUUGUUUUUUUUUCUUUCUUAUCACACAAUCCUCCCUAAUCUUGGUGACCUAUUCAGCAUGACUUCAACCAGCGGCGAGACAACUGCCGUACGUGGGGCGCUGAUCGUGCUCGAAGGCCUCGACCGUAGCGGCAAGACGACGCAGGUCCAGCUGCUGGAGAAGCGAUUCCUCGACCUUGGGCGCAACGUCAAGGUUAUGAGGUUUCCUGACAGGACCACGCCCAUCGGCCAGAUGAUUGACGGAUACCUGAAAAGCCAGGUAGACAUGGACGACCAUGUCAUUCACUUGCUCUUUAGCGCAAACAGAUGGGAGGCAGCAAAACAAAUCACCGACCUGCUCUCCGCCGGCACGACGGUGCUCUGCGACAGGUACUACUACUCGGGCAUGGUCUACAGCGCGGCCAAGCAGAACCCGGCCCUGCCGCUGUCGUGGGCCCGGGCGCCCGAGGUCGGCCUUCCGCGCCCGGACUUGGUCCUCUUCCUGGAUCUGACUGAGGAACAGGCCAAGGCCCGCGGUGGUUGGGGCGAUGAGCUCUACGAGAGGGCCGAGAUGCAGCGCCGGGUCCGGGAGCUGUUUUGGGGCUUGAGCAUGGGUCGGAUCGAGGCCGGCGGCGGCAGCCAGCGCGAGGAGAGGGCCCGGCAGGAGGAGGAGGACCUGCACGUGGUCGACGCCAGCCCGUCGGUUGAGGCUGUUUGUGAAGAGAUCUGGAAGGUGGUGGAGCCGAGGGUGGACGCUGUUGGCAGGGGUGAGGUUGGCAAGGUUGUGCGGAGGGUGUCAUGAUUUGUCCUUGCAUUCUUGCUUCAUGCUUGAGCCCUCUUGUCCUCGCUUCUGCACACUCAUCCUGAUACCCAGAAAAUAACCAUCAAUGUGUAUAAACCCCACUGUGUUCUGAUCCACGCUAAAUAUUCAUAAGUGUUGGGCGUUGAGCCCGACGUCUAGACUCUAGACUAACUCUCA